Messenger RNA from Pomacea canaliculata, 3478 nucleotides. Its product is annotated as zinc finger protein 474-like. The transcript has 4 exons. Lineage: Eukaryota; Metazoa; Mollusca; Gastropoda; Architaenioglossa; Ampullariidae. The record is from RefSeq and is a predicted model, not a curated record. Bases 729 to 2498 code for a protein of 589 amino acids.
CUUACACAAGUUCACUGGAUGUCUACAAGUGGUAGACUUUACAUUCUUAAAUGCAUGGUUUGUCAGACUUGCUACUUAUCAUCAUUGUGUGGCACCCUAAUAAGCUCUUAUCUCUAUAGUACCAUUUUCUAUCCAGUUUUCUUUGGUUUCUAUCUCUUUUUUUUGUUCAUUCUGGGUAAUAAAAGGUGACUUACAAAUAUUUUUGUCAAGAGUUGAGUGGGCUUUCAGAAAUAUUUCCUAACAAUAAUCUGCACAAUGCUUCAAAAUUAAUAGCUCUCUUUUCUUAUUAUUUAUGUGUUUAAUUAGUGCAGAUUCACUGAAAAUGUGUUUUUCUUUGCAUAAUCUCAUUUGGCUGAGAUUAGAUGAAUUUAAGUAGUGCUUAUCUCCCACAGAAUUUUUUUUCAUUUUACUAAUUUGUUUACUUAGCUUAUGAUGGUCUUUUCUUUAGCUCACAUGGUGACUUUUAAAAGCCAAAUUUUCAUCAAACAGCUUAAAUUUAUUUAUUCAUCUUGCAUCAGUUUUUACACUGUUUGCUUUAUUUGAUUUAUGGAAACAGCAAGUUUCGCAAAGGGAGGUGCACAAAGAGCAUUAGUAAGUUAGAAUGCUAGUGUGCUUGCUUACACUGCUCAACUGGCUAUGGUGAAGGGCAAAGUAAUACAUAGGCGCUUCCUUUGCUAAUGAGCUUGCCAUGUUGCAGGUAGGAAUAAUUAGCAGUUCUUGACUUCAUCAUGGCUCAUCGACCCCCUACCGUCAUUUGCUACAUCUGUGGGCGUGAGUUUGGUUCCAGGUCAGUAUCAAUUCAUGAAGCCCAGUGCUUGAAAAAAUGGCAUGCUGAGAAUGACCGUCUGCCUAAGAGACAGCGUCGCCAACCCCCUGUCAAGCCAGAAAUCCUGCCAUCUAUAAAUGGAAAGGGAGACGACACUAGCCGCUUCAAUGAACUGGCAUGGCAAAGUGCUCAGGCGAACUUAGUUGAGUGCAAGAACUGUGGACGGACAUUUCAGCCAGAUCGUCUUCUAGUUCACCAGAGGAGCUGCAAGCCCGGCAAAGUACCGAGUCCUCUAAAGAAACCUGGGGAUGUUGGUUCUGGAUCAAAAGAGAAUGACCCAGGCAUUGCCAACAGGGCUGUAACUGCAGUCUUGAGUGGACCAAAAGUUUUAAACAAGAGGAUUGACCCUGACCUUGCAGGAAAUUCUCACAGCCCAGCAAGCAAGAAUACGAAUAGCAACAACAGUCCCUCAUUACGGACUGUCAGGCAACAGGGUACUCCAAAAUCAAGCUCAGGAAUGGAGAGGCAAGGGACAUAUACUUCACUCAAUCAGACAGGCCCACCUCCAGAACCCAGAGCCAGUGGUCCUAGGUUUGUACUCUGCUACAUAUGCGGACGCCAGUUUGGGACAAAGUCCAUUGACAUUCAUGAGCCUCAGUGUUUGGAAAAAUGGAAGGUAGAGAACGACAAGUUACCACCAGGGCAAAGACGACCCCUUCCCAAGAAACCGGAGGGGCUGGCAGCAGGUGGCAGUUAUGAUAUUAAUGCCAUGAAUGAGGCAGCAUGGCAGAGUGCCCAGGCAAAUCUUGUGCCUUGUCCCAACUGUGGCCGCACCUUCAACCCGGAUAGACUCGCUGUGCAUCUAAGGGCCUGCAAGCCCAAAGCUGGUGGGUCAGGAAUUAGUAAUGCCACUGGUUUAUCACCAAAGGGGGGAGCUGCAGUGACAAGCAGUGGAUCUAGAGAAGGACUCUCCAGUUCUUCCGAUCAAUAUCCACCAGAUGAGCCAUCACCAUCAAAGGGACCACGAACAGUGGUGUGUUACAUUUGCGGGAGAGAGUUUGGCACAAAAAGUUUGCCAAUCCAUGAACCUCAGUGCUUGGAGAAAUGGAAGAUUGAGAACUCAAAGUUGCCAAAAGAGUCACGAAGACCCCUUCCUAAAAAGCCACAGGUUCUUGGCUCAGGUUCUGGAAUGACUAGAGAACAAAUGAAUGAGGCUGCAUGGGAAUCAGCUCAAGGUCAGUUAGUGCCAUGUUCUAACUGUGGUCGUACAUUUGCAUCUGACCGAUUACCUGUCCAUCAAAGAGCCUGCAAGCCUAAACCUGGAACAAGUGGAAGGCUCGGAGGUACCACUUCCAAGACCUCAGAUCUAGGAUCUAGCUCUCCACCAGCAUCAAGCACUCAAGUGAUACGUAGACCACCAACUGUUGUGUGCUACAUUUGUGGCAGAGAGUUUGGCACUAAGUCCAUCUCUAUACAUGAGCCACAGUGCUUGCAGAAAUGGCACAAUGAGAACAAUCAGUUGCCACCCAAAAUGCGUCGCCCUGAACCAAAGAAACCUGAAGUACGAAGUAUAGGAGCAUCAGGAAAAUAUGAUUUCGACGCUAUGAAUGAAGCAGCCUGGCAAAGUGCACAGAGUAACCUGGUGCCUUGUGACAUUUGUGGCCGGACUUUCCUUCCUGAUCGACUUAUAGUACAUCAACGAAGUUGCAAGCCUAAACCCCCAAAAGAUUAAUAUAGUUAGCCCAUAAUUAAAGGAAUAACAGAAGCAUGUUCUUUGAAUUGUCUGAAAAAUCACAGCAUUUUUGUGUUAUGCUAGCUUAAUGAUGUUUUUGGUAAAAUUUAUACACCAUGUUACAUUUGCUUUUUCUUUUCCUUUUGUCUUUUCUUAAAUAUACUGAACUUUUUUUUACACAUACCAUCGUUAGAGAUGAGACAAAAAAACAUAGGUUAUAGUGAAUGGUUUUACCUAAGUGCUAAAUGUAUGUUCAGCUUUCUGUAGAAUGUAGGUGAUUUGUAAAGUGUUUCUUAAUUUAAGAUGAUAGAAUAAAUUGCUAAAUCUUAGUGCUUAUAGUGCCUUUUAAUAACAUAGUAUUUUGGUUAGAUGCUGUGUAGACUGGAUUUUGCUGAUUGAAACAUGUAGAUAGUCACCACUUUUUUAUUUUUGGUUGUUCAAACUAUAUAUGAAGCCUUUACUAGUUAUACAUCUCUGUUUAAAACUUAGCAGUGAAAAAUUCCAAAAAAUGCUAUUUGUGAAAUUUGUUUCAACCAUUUUUGUUACUAGAAUAUUUACUUAUUGAUUAUACAAGACCAUAUGCCAUAUUCCUGUACAAUACAAAGUUUAUUUCACUCACUUUUUACAGUAUACUUUAUUUGCUUAGAGAGACAGUCGGUUAAACAAUUUAGGCAACGUAGGUGAAGGUUGGUGACAUAUGUUGCUCAAAUAACCUUUGAGAACACAUAAAGGUUUAAAAGUGAAGUUACAGCCUGAAAAUUUUCAAAAAAAAUGAUGCUUACAUUUUUAUGUCUUUAGUGUAUUCUUAGUGGUGGGGAAAACAUAUCAGCUAAAACUAUUUCUUUAUUUGUGAUUGGUGUCUGCAAGAAUAAAUGUGUGUGAAUUAUUUUCUUUCUUAAAGUGGUUUGUAAUGAAUGACAUUCAAACAAGCGAUAAGUUUAACUAAUCUAGCAACAAAUAAAAUAAAUUUUAUAAUAAAA